CCUCCGCCGCCGCCCGGCCUCGGCCCCCGCGCUCCGCCGCCGGCCGCGGCCGCUACGCCAGCCCGGGGAUCGGGAGGAGCCCGCAGGCCGCGGCCCCCGGGACCGAGCCGGGCUGACAGAGGCCGCCCCACCCCCGCCGGGCCCGGCCUGCAGUUGAAUUUGGUGCUGUGGUUGUGACCAGGAGGCUGAGCAAGAAGUGAACCUGGGCCUGAAAUGGAGAGGUGCUGAUCAGAACACAACUAGGUUCAUAACAGAAAGGCAAGAGACAUGAUAAGCAGAAGGUGGAUCAGAUUAUGUUUCAGAGUUGUUCCUUGGAGUGUGUUCCUCACCUUCCCCAAUGUGAGCGCGUUGGGUCAACACGGACAAGGGCCUCCUGUUGUCUUCAAGACACUCUUGCUUCUGGUUUCCAUUUAGUUUAUCCAAAAAACCUUGAGACAGGAUCUAAUGCAAAGCACUCCCUGCUGCUGAUACCUAGAGAGUGAGCUGGAUUCCCCACCCCCCGUUCAGGACCAGCUGCUGGGAAUCGGUAUCUUCUGAAUUGAUCCCCUCGACCGAGAAGCUGAAGCUGUGUCUGCUAAAACCCCAUUUCUUUUUCCCAAGCAUGUCAGAAAGCUGGCAGCAGCAGCAACAACAGCAGCAGCAACCACAACAGCAACAACAUCACGCCGGGACAGCAGCUCUCACAGAGCACUCGAUCCCUUCGAGCACAGCUGAGAACCCUUUGGGUUGCGCUGUCUACGGCAUCCUGCUCCAACCAGACCCCAAUCCGCAGCAUCACCAGCCCCCCCCGAUCCAGGCUGGAGAGCCGUCCCACAAAUGCGGCGUGUGUGGCCACGACCUCACUCACCUGUCCAACCCACAUGAGCACCAGUGUCUGCCAGGGCAUGACCGCUCCUUCCAGUGCACUCAGUGCCUGAAGAUCUUCCACCAGGCCACUGACCUGCUUGAGCACCAGUGCAUCCAGGUGGAACAGAAGCCCUUCGUGUGUGGGGUCUGCAAGAUGGGCUUCUCUCUGCUGACCUCCCUAGCCCAGCACCACAACGUCCAUAACGGCAGCGCCAUGAAGUGCUCCAUCUGUGAGAAGACCUACAAGCCGCCUGAGGCGGAGCACUCCCAGGCCCUCGACUCGUUGGAGAAGCCCUACACCUGCUCCAUUUGCCAGAAGACCUUCAAGCACCUGUCGGAGCUCUCGCGGCACGAGCGCAUCCACACCGGCGAGAAACCUUACAAGUGCACCCUGUGCGACAAGAGCUUCAGUCAGUCGUCGCACCUGGUGCACCACAAGCGGACGCACAGCUCGGAGCGGCCGUACAAGUGCACGGUGUGUGAGAAGACCUUCAAGCACCGCUCGCACCUGGUGCGCCACAUGUACGCCCACUCGGGCGAGCACCUCUUCAAGUGCAGCGUCUGCGAGCUGCACUUCAAGGAGUCGUCGGAGCUGCUGCACCACCAGUGCACGCCCAGCGGGGAGCGCCCCUUCCGCUGCAGCGAGUGCCACAAGUCCUUCAAGCGCCCCUCGGACCUGCGGCAGCACGAGCGCACGCACAGCGAGGAGCGCCCCUUCAAGUGCGACCUGUGCCAGAUGAGCUUCAAGCAGCAGUACGCGCUCAUGCGCCACCGCCGCACCCACAAGGUGGAGGAGCCCUUCAAGUGCAACCUGUGCGAGAAGGGCUUCGUGCAGCCCUCGCACCUGGUCUAUCACCAACAUGUGCACGGCAUAGAGAACCUGUUCAAGUGCAACGUGUGCCAGAAGGGCUUCAAUCAGUCCUCAGAGCUGCUGCGGCACAAGUGCGUGCAGAAUGCCGAGCGGCCCUUCAAGUGCACCGUGUGCAACAAGUCCUACAAGAGGUCCUCGGCCCUGCAGAAACACCAGCUGUCGCACUGCGCCGAGAAGCCGCUCAAGUGCACGCUGUGCGAGCGACGCUUCUUCUCCUCCUCGGAGUUCGUGCAGCACCGCUGCGACCCGGUGCGUGAGAAACCUCUCAAGUGCCCCGACUGCGAGAAGCGGUUCAAAUACGCCUCCGACCUGCAGCGGCACCGGCGCGUGCACACGGGCGAGAAGCCUUACAAGUGCCCGUCGUGCGAGAAGGCCUUCAAGCAGCGUGAGCACCUCAACAAGCACCACAGCGUGCACGCCCGGGAGCAGCAGUACAAGUGCAUGUGGUGUGGGGAGAGGUUCCUGGACUUGGGCUUGCUGCAGGAACACAGUGUCCAGCACACUGCCGAGGGGGCGUACCAGGUGGCGGCCUGUUUGCCGUGAGGCUCCUUGGCAGGCUUCAGCGUGCAUGCAAACCUUCUCAACCGCCCUCUUCCCUUCCCUGAUCAUACAGGAUCGAUACCCGUACCUAGGUGGGGCAGCGGGAGAUGGGCUGCCGGCCUGGUUGAUAGUGCUCUGGUCGCUUUGUUCUAUUCCACCUGUAUUAGUGUCUUAUGAUCUGACGGACAAUGUGUGACGAGUCCCGGGGGGUGGAGGAGAAGGGAAGCAAAUAGUGAAAGCAAAUCAAAUACCUGCUUGUCCUCUUCUGGAUUGUAGUUCACACUGCACCUGCAGUUCAGAGGGACGUGAGUUUGCAGGUCUCUGCUCAGCUGCCCCCGGGGACUGUAGCCCUUUACACACUCCCCCUAGUAACGAGGUUCCCUGAGAGAGCCGGCUGACUGUCCCUGUCCUUCAGAGAGGCUCAGGAACAAUCCAGACCCAGGCAUGACUUUCUCCCCAGGCCUCGCUGCUCUGCAGUGAACCAGCAGGCUUCCAUUUUGGGAGCCUUCCUGCUUGUUAGUCCCAGUACAGUUAAGUUGCUCAAAGGCAGUUUUGAGUCAGUAGCACUGGUUGACCAAAUGGUCCUUGGAGCUCCCCAGACGUACUUCUCAACAGUGAGCAGAAGGGAACAGCAUCAGGACUGCUGUGCUCCAAAUGUACUAAGUCCGUUGCUGCUUUUCUUUGCUGGCUGUAGAAGUCCGCAAAGGAUCCUUUCCCUCUCACCUGACCGCCAGGAACUCUGGUGCAGUCUAAGGGUUACGUGAGUGCUGCAUGGUAUUUGGAGAAGUUCGCUAGGUCAAGCCUCUAGAUCGCCAGUAGUCCUGGCUAUAAUUGGCUGAGAACCUUAAGUUUGCAGCUGCUCACCUGGGGAGAGUCUCUGAAUUUUCUAAGAGUUCAGCUGGCUUGAGGCGUAGCUCUGCUCUCGAGUCUUAAAACUGCUGCCAACACAAGCCCUUCUCUCGUAGGGCUACUCAGUGCUGCCCUUGGACGGGGCAUACAAUCCCAGCCUCAGGGGCCUCUGUGCUGAAAUAAAGAGAGGUCUCUGGGUGGGAUCAGCAGUAAAACACUAAAGGGUGGGGGAAACACUACUGUUAAAAUACAACUUGGAAAAAAAACAAAACAGCAAAAGAGAAGUUUGUUUAGAAAUGAAUUUGAGGAUUUGGGAUUGUAAUUGGGAGGUAGGAGCCUGUAACCCAGGUUCAAAAAUUCUGUGGCAUUAAAUUGUGAUCUUACGGGGCAUGGCCUCUUCAUUCUGCUCAGACAGUGAGUAGGGGAGAAUUAAUUCUCUCUUGUGUAAUUGGCUGCUUGGGACGGGCUGGUUAGCAGAGGGUCAGGGAUGAAUGUUUUCCUUUCUGGGAGUCCCUGUGGACCCCUCUCGUUGGUCCCAUAUCCGACCUGUAUCCUUCAUGGGAAUUGCAUCUUUAUAUUGCAACUAGGAACCAUUUAAAAAAAAUCACCAUAAGCUGUUUUCCCAUUUGACAGGGCAGAUCCAGCCCCCAAAGCUGUCGUCUACAGAAUAUUGUUGGCUUCUCAUGACCAAGGGUUUUUCAGCUAAAGUUUGGCACUUCCUAGGCCAGAGGAGUGCCUGCUGCAUUACCCAAAAUCCUUUCCUUGCCACCAGCCUGGCUGGCUAGUGUUUGAAUUGGGGGUACACUGGUUGCAACUAGUGAGAACAGGAUGUUGGUCAGACUACCUGCAUGCUGCCCAAAUGGAUAGGGUCACAAAAGCAGUUCCAUUGUGGGUGACAGACACCCACGUUAACCCUGUAAAAGGUUAAGUCAUGGCUGUUUUCUCUCAAAGGAUCCCCCACUCCAUGUCCAUGUCCAGCACCAUAAAGAGGACCAGAGCUUAUUUCCACAGGGGGCUGGAAAAGUUGAAUGAACAGGUCCCAGCAGGGCUGAGUUUUCCUCACAAGCAGCUUUAAGGCGUUUAAAUGAACCUCUGGCACCUGAGGAGUGAGGACUCAGUCAGUGCUCUUUGUAUUUCACGCUGCCUCAAAGAUGUAGAACCGACUUCUACCAAGUUUUCUGUCUGCGUUUAUUUUCCAUUUUGCUUUUUUAAAAAAGCAGUUUGUUAAUAUUCAUUAAAAGAAAUCCUGUAUAGUUUAAUUUGAUGUCAUUUUGGAUCUUUAAAAAGAGAGAUUCAGUUCUAGGUAGCUGGUUUUUUAUGUUAAUAUAUAGAGUUCAGUGUAUCCUUAACUAUAGGAGUAAAACUGAAACAAAAACAAGAAAAGCUAAUCUUGUUCAGGUUGUCUUUAUAAGUGGGUAAGAUUGGGGGAGUCAGAUGUGGCGUUGGAGAGGACAUCGCUAAUGGAAGUUGAAAUUCAGGAUAUGGGGGGAGAACUGAGGAACCAGAUUGUUCAACAUGCAAUAUAUUUGGCUAUAGAGACUAUUUUUGUUCCAGCCGCAGAUCAUUUUACGUUUUGCACUAAUGCCUUUGGGACAUCCAUUGGGAACCACCAACGCUGGUGAAUUUGCUCAUAAGGUGAUAAACACAUUUAAAAUUAAAGAUCAAGAAUGGCUCCCAGUGUCCUCCCUCGUUUUGUUUUGACGGCCAGAAACAUUGAUAGUUCAGAACCUACAGGUAAAUGUUCUGCAGUAAACUGCGCCGCCAAGACUGGGUAACAGACCUUGCUGGUAGUGCUCUGCCAGGUACUGUAUUCAGCUUGGCUGUGGAGAGACCAGAAAGUGGAUUAAUGAGGUUCUGCUGUAGAUAAACAGCAAACAAUCGAUUUAUUGUGGGUGGCAAAUACCACACCCGCCUCGAGAGAUAAGACGGAUGCUGUAGAGGCGGAUCUGAAUGUAUAGUAGGCAGCAGUGAUGUGGCACCUACAGUCUCCUAACCCCUUUCAAGUAGAGAGAUAAAUUAUUGGCCAGAUAUACAUGCUCCUGUUGCAGCUGUGCAAUACUACUUUUAUUCCCCUCUUCCUCUCCUCCAACUCUGGUUUCUGUCCCACCCGCUUCAGAGCACCAGCUAGCUCUGGAUGCAAAGGAUCUGUUCUCAGCUCAGUACCUCUCCCUGGUUUUUGUAACCAAUUUAGGAGCUUGUGAAUCCAGGCUAAACCUCAUUGCGUUCCCCACUGGCUCUGGUGCGCUCUCAUGCUGGCUGCUCCAGCCGAGAAAACAAUGAGCUGCUGAACCGUUCGGAGCGGGAGCAGGUAGCUAGGCAGCACAGCGCGGAGCUGGUACCCUGGCUGCUCUGUGCUGGAGUGGGCAGCUGACCUCGGCAGUGGCAGAAGACAGCAGUUCUGUCUUUCCUGCUGUGUGAGUUGUUUCUAGGGUAGUCCCCAAAAUGGGGAUGGUUGGUGAUGAACUGGAAGGGGAUGGAGAGGAUGUUUGUAUUGCAUAGUUGAGAGAUCUGGUCCUUUUCUGAGACGGGAAUGCGUAAUUACACACUUAAGGGAUGGAGGAUGCUGAUGUACAACUGGAGUCACCAGAGGGUCUUCAUUUGUAAAGUAAAUAGCUGGUAAUUCACAGCCGAGGCCUGCCCCUGAUGCCAGUGUUACAGGAGGGUUAGGUUUGUGCAGCAGUGGGUGGGCAGACCCUUUGCAUGGGGGCUGCUCAUUUCUACCCACUGUAAGGCACCUUCAUGCUGCCAGAGCACCAUAAAAGGGUCUUAGUGUAACGGAAUCAGGCCCAAGAUCCGUUGAAUCUAUGUCCAGUCCGUGGAAAUGCAGUUCAUAGCUGCAACCCUGCCAGCUAGAGACAUGCAUUUCUCAGGCCUGUACGCACCCAGGGCUGUUACCCAGCUCUUGGGUAGUGCAGACGCAUCCCAGGAGCCCUAAUAGAUGGUCAAUGUUGAGGUGACCGUACUGCGGGAAAGGAUCCGGGGGUUAUAGCAGAUCACAAAUUGACCGAGUCAGCAAUGUGAUGCAGCUGCGAAAAAGGCUGAUCUCAUUCCGGGGUGCACAUGUCAGACACAGGAGGUAACUGUCCCCAUUCUACUCGGCACUGGAGUACUGUGCCCAGGUCUGGGGGCCAGACUUUAGGGAAGACGUGUACAAUUGGAGAGAGUCCGGGGCGGCAACACAAAUGAUGAACUGUUCAGAAAACCUGACCUAUGAAGAAAGGUUAAAAAAAAACUAGGCAUGUUUAGUCUUGAAGGACUGAGGGGGGAAGUGUUGAGGGCUGCUAUAAAGAGGAUGGUGGCCAGUUGUUCUCCAUGUCCACUGAAGGUAGGGCAAGAAGUAAUGGGCUUGAUCUGCAGCAAGGGAGAUUUUAGGUUAGCUGUUAGGAAAAACUUUCCAACUAUAAGGGAACGUAAGCUCUGGAAUAGGCUUCCAAGGGAGGGUGUGGGUGCUCCUAAGAAGAGGUUGGACAAAUAGCUGUCUGGUAUGGCCUAGGUUUACUUGCUGCUACCUCUGCCCAGGGGGCUGGAUUAGAUGACCUCUUGAGGUCCCUUCCAGCCCUUCACUUCUGUGAUUCUGUGUGUGGCUUCAGGACUAUAGUUGGCUUGUUCUGUUUGGUAACAGUGCAGUCCAGUUCCACUUAAAAAAGCUGAUGUCCUAUCAGCUGAUGACAGCAUCUGUUGCAGGAGCAGAUUACUAGUCAGGUGUAUGUGGCCAUACCUGUGAUCGGAAGUGUUAAAAUGCUGUUCCUGGGACGAGGGCAGGGUGGGGACAAGUUAUGUGGUAGAACUGGUGCUAUAGCCCUCGAUUUUUAUUAGGUAAAGAAAAUUGUGUAACUACAAGCUGUUCCCUUAAAGCUGUUUAGCUUGGGGAGAAGAGCUGCUUUACAUAGCUGUGCCUUUCAGAGUCGGGUGUUUUUUAAACUGGAGUAAGUGGUAGAAAUAGUAGAACAUCCUCUUGCAAGAGAACCUCCUUGGUUCUGCCUCUGGGGGGGCUCGUGCAGCUGAUACAAUGGCUGCCUUUCCAAAGCGGGUUAUGGCGACACCAUCCUACGGGGCGGAAGGGCUCAUCUGCUAUUGACUGUGUUCAGUUGACAUUUUACUUUCAAACCAAAGAGCAAAUGUGGCCAAAGCCUCUAUGGGGUAAAAUGUGUUAAACUCUGUAUCUGUGUUGCACUUCCUUUCUCCUCCGUUCUGAUGUUUACAGAGAGAGACGGCUGGGGUAUCCAUAGCCCCACCCCCUGGUUUCAAAAGAUACUCCUCCGUCUGCUCAUGGUACCUAGCAGUCCCGGCCAGCUUUAUCUCAGUCCUGAUGAAAUAUUAUUCAACGACGAGUUUAGCUGCCCUGAGUGCGGGAAGCCAGGCACAAUAGCUGCAAGAUGUUAUUGGCUAGAUGGGGGUCCGUCUUGUGUGUGGCGGUUUCUCUAGCGUGAAGCCCUAGAAGAUCAGAAGAAUAGGAAUGAAAAGACGGAACUUUUGGAAACUCUACAAAGAUGGGAUGGGGCGGGGCGGGGGGUACCUACAUUGUACCUCUGCAGCCAGGCAACUGGCUUGCAGUCAAUGCGUUCAGUUCUUCAUAGCUGUGUUUGCCUCCAGCAAGGAGAGAUUCCUUCUUAUCCAUCUUUCUGUCCUCCUCCCUUUUCCUGUUUCCCUUCCUUCAACGUAGCCACAGGAUGCCUUGACAUCUUUUUGUUUUCUCCCUCCCCGUGUCUCUUGUGCGCUCUUCAGCAGCCUUUGGGGAUUAUCCUUUUAUAACCACCUCUGGGUUUCUUUGCACCUCUUAUGUUGGCUUUGCUCUUUGUAAAGGAUGGUACAUUUUUUCCCUUUUGCCAUUUUGAUUAUUUUUCUACUAUGGAUUUCUUUGAAAUAAAUACCUUUCGGAGACCAGUGGUAGUUCUCAUUUACUUCAAGACCUCUAAUGGUGGGGAUUUUAAAGGACCCUGAUGGGUAAGGUGCCCAGUUCCAUUGAAUUCCAGUGGGAUUUGAGCAACUAACUCGAUUGCAGUCUACAGAGCCAUUGUAGAGCCUGAGUGGCACAGCCAAAGCUAGGAAAGGAUUUGCGCAGCCACAUUCCUUGUUCUUUUUUAGGGUCAGUUCCGUCCUGGGCACGUCAAUUCAGCCUUACAUGCGGGGGUGUUUGCAACAAAGUGUGGGGAAAGCGUGUCCCAAUGCUCCUGUGUAGGAAACUGAGGUUGCGGCACCAAAAGGAGACUGGUCAGCAUAGGUGUAAAACAGGCGCCUGCCUGAGGCUAUGUCUACACGACGGGGGAUCGAUGCUCUGGUGAUGGAUGCACUGGGGGUUGAUUUAGUGGGUCUAGUGAAGACCUGCUAAAUCGACGGCAGAGCGGUCUCCGGUUGAUCCCGGUACUCCACCAGGGAUGAGGGUAGUAAGGUAAGUCAAUGGGAGACUGUCUCCCAUCGACCCAGCGCGGCAUAGACACCACAGUAAGCAGCCCUAAGCUACGUCGACUGCAGCUACAUUAUUCACAUCACUGGAGUUGUGCAACUUAGGUCAGUUUACCGCGGUAGUGUAGACAUAGCCUGAUGAGUUGCAGUUUCUCCAGUAAAUUAUGUCCAUUGACACUGUGAAGGCAAAUCUUGAUAGUAACUUAGUGGAGGGCCCUAAAGGGUUCACGGGGUAGGAAUGGUGAGUUAGCAGUGUAUCAUGAUGCACACGGACGCUGUGCAUAUGGAAUUUAAAAAACUUCAAUCUCUGCUUAAAUGGUUGUUCCUACUACUGCCUAUGGGGCUGUCACACUGUAGCUCUCAAAGUGGCUUCACCAUGAGGGGUACAACCUAUUUUGUACCUGUGCCCUGGGUACAGCUGUCUGAUCUUGGUCCCAUAUUCAGUGAUUGUUUAGGGGCGUGAUGCAGAGCGAGGGUGUCCCUCUCAGAGCUGGGUGUUGAUGUGUGCUCAGCGUUGGUUUGCCAUGCGGCUCCUGGAGAAGUUGGUGCUGAUGAAAGUGAACAGUAAUGGGAAAACCUGGAGGAUGGAUGAGCCCAAAGCGGCCUGUGACAAUGGGUUGGCAUAGUCUCCUGGCUCUCCGCUGAAAUAACUUGCCUGUGUGAUGUUUUUGAGGAGGAGAAGAGCACUUUUUUAUUUCCUUCGGGCAUUACAGUCAACCCAGGACUACAACUGGUAACUGGGUGUUAACUAAUGAAGCAAAAACCUUAACCUUGAAUGUUAACUAUUCUUGAUCAAGCUGUGAGACGCUGAGUUAACUCUCAGGAAGAUUUCUGUUCCUGUGUACACAGACAUCCCAUAGAAAUGGACAGGCAAGUAUGAAUUUUGGGCUACCACUCCAUCUUGGGUUCUGGCAACUUGAGUCUCUCUUGUGAUUUGGGAUCCAUUUUGUUCCUCCGUGGCAUGUUCCCUGCUGGCCAUCUUAAAGACAUUCAGGAGCUGAGCCUCCCGACAUCCCUAGACCUCUGAGAGCGAAUCCCUUUGCCAGAACCCCAAGGUGGAAUUCUAACCCCUCACUCCAGGUGCUUGUCUCUAAAGUUUUAUAUGAUCCAUGGAUCUGAUUUCUUUUCAGGGGCAGUUCUUCGUUGCAGUGGAGCCGGGUCAGUAGCAGAGGGCUUUUGGCCCACCCACAGUCUCUGAUGGGGUGAGGUUAUAGGUGGAUCCGCGUAACCUAUGGUUGUGACUCCAUGCCUGUGAAUUAGCAGGGCUGUGUGAGAUUGUACUCGUGAGCGAUGAGGCUUCUGUGUGGCUUGCAGUGCCUUUAACACUGCUCUCCGUGUGUUUAUAAGACUGUAUCCCAUACGUGUGUGUGUGUGUAUAAAUAUAUUGUAUUAACCUGUCCGGCUCUCCUGUGUG
Messenger RNA from Mauremys mutica (yellowpond turtle), 9923 nucleotides. It is a transcript of the gene ZNF319, whose product is annotated as zinc finger protein 319. Lineage: Eukaryota; Metazoa; Chordata; Testudines; Geoemydidae. The transcript has 3 exons. The record is from RefSeq and is a predicted model, not a curated record. The coding region runs from base 602 to 2260 and encodes 552 amino acids.